This is a messenger RNA of Sclerotinia trifoliorum, 2519 nucleotides long. The record is from the annotation of a GenBank genome assembly. Lineage: Eukaryota; Fungi; Ascomycota; Leotiomycetes; Helotiales; Sclerotiniaceae.
CCUUCCUCUUCAGUUCCCGUUUUAUCCCACUUCCCAUUUCCCAUUUCCCGUUUACUCCAUCCACUCCAGAUUUUGGCGCUAGCUUGGGCCAAGUAGAGACUCUCACCCCGCAACAACAUCCAUCAUGGGCAUGGCUUCGGUUACCGUAUUCCGACUCCGACGGGGAGUCCCUUUGUCUCACUCUCACACUCACACUCACGUGCCAUGCCAGUCCAGCCCUCGAAUUCAAAUCAAUGAUUACAUCUUAAAUAGCUUGAUGAUCAAAGUUGACACUUUUGCACUAUAAUCAAUAAUCAAGCCUUUCAUGACGGUUUUGUUGCUCAGAUGAGAAAAUACAAUUCAACAACAUGUCCCCGAUGUCGGGACUGAACCGGAUCUCCCUUUCCAACCCUCGUUUUCUAAGAACUUGCCACCGAUCUUUUCACAUCUCAUCUAUUAGAAGCUAUCGAGAUGCACAGUUUCGACGUUCAGAUUACGAUGGUCAAGGUUGGACUUCAUCGUAUGAGCCUGGUGUCCCAACAAAGGGCCCUCUAUCUCAAGCUUCUAAACAUGGGGUUCCAUCUCUCACACCCUUAUCACUGAAAAAUCAUCUGGAUAAAUUUGUUGUCGGACAAGAUAGGGCGAAGAAAGUCACCUGUGUGGCUAUUUAUAACCAUUAUCAACGAAUUCGAGAAUUAAAGAGGCAGGAAGCUGAGGAGCAGGAAAGGAGGGAUCAGUAUAGCAGGAGACACUUAUAUGAACGGGAACGUAAUAGUCAUCCAGUUGACAGUAAUUAUAUCUACACUUCAUAUCACAUGUUGGGACUCUAACUCAGCAUCAGAUGAAUACGUUGGCCACGCCAUCCAAACCGCCGACCUAAAUGCUCCAUAUCGUGAACGCGAGUAUGAUGAAGAACCUGAAUUGGGUUCUAGACCACUAGAAGAUCCCUCACAAAACCGCACCAUCAUCGAGAAGUCAAAUCUCAUGUUAUUAGGACCUUCCGGUGUUGGGAAGACCUACAUACUCCAAACUCUCGCCCGUGUUCUCGAAGUUCCCUUUGCGACCGUCGAUUGUUCAUCUCUAACUCAAGCUGGCUACAUCGGUACCGACAUUGAAUCUUCCAUUGAACGCUUACUCCUAGCUUCCUCUCAUUCCGUUCAAAAAUGUGAAACCGGCAUAAUCUUCUUCGACGAAAUCGACAAACUCGCCAAACCAGCUGUCAUGACCCAUGGCCGUGAUGUAUCAGGUGAAGGAGUUCAACAGGGUCUUCUCAAAAUGAUUGAAGGAACUAACGUCACUAUCAACGCCAAAUCUGAUAAAAAUGCGUUCAACUCAAGUCGAGGAAUUGAUCGCGGAGGACGUGAAACUAGUCCCCCAAGUAAAAGCGAACAAUAUACAAUUGACACGUCAAACAUCUUGUUUGUAUUUGCCGGUGCUUUCAUCGGACUCGAAAAGAUCAUAUCUCAACGUCUAUCUACUGGCUCCUCCAUCGGUUUUAAUUCCUCUCUCUCAUCCUUGUUCUCCGCCGAACCAACAAAAGAACCAGAAAAAGACAUCCUCGCCCACACCACCCCCACUGAUCUUCAAAACUACGGUCUCAUCCCCGAACUUCUCGGCCGCAUCCCCAUAACCACUUCUCUUUCCCCACUCUCCCUUCCCCAAUUAGUAUCCAUCCUCACCGAACCACGCAAUUCAUUAGUGAAACAAUAUACCGCUUUAUUCGAGACAUACGGUUCACACGGAAUCAUCCUACAAUUUACAAAAUUGGCACUAGAAGCCAUUGCAUCGAGAGCUCUCUACGGUUCUUCAUCUGGAAACACCCAAGAAAGCAAAGGGAAAGGAGAAAAAACAGGUAUCGGAGCAAGAGGUCUCCGCUCGAUUAUGGAAAGCGUCUUACAGGAAAUUAUGUUCAUAGGUCCAUCAUCACCUAAUAUCCGCUAUGUACUCGUUGACGAAGCAUUUGUUCAGGGUAUCGAUACGGAAUCUUCUCAAUAUCCUACUCCGGUCUCUUCUUCUUCUUCUAAAUCAUUCAUAUCUUCCUCAAAUAUAGAAAAUUCAACUAGCAGAGAAACAAUAGAUGGAAAUGGUGAAACACGACUCCCCCGCUGUUUCUCCCGCAAUCAACGCAACAUUUUCGAAGAAGCACGAGAGCAAGAAGAAGAGGUGUGGAAACAGCGCAAAGGAAUUGUGGAAAGCAAGGAAAAGAAAAGUAGAAAUGGGAGUGGAAGGAGAAGUGAUAAAUCAAUGGAAAGUUUUCAGGAAUAUAGGGUUAUAGUCGAGAGUGGAGUGUGAUGUGAUGUGAUAUGGAUUUUGCGAGGAAAGAAGCUGUAUUUCUGGGAAAAUCUGAGCCGAAGCUGGUUGCUGAUGGAUUUUUUUGUUACUUGUGAGGAAAUCUUAUCCACAUCUACAACAUACUGGGUAAAGCGGAGGAAGGACAGGAUGCAAUUAGCGUGACCGUGACGGACGAAGGAAGUGAAUAUGAAUAGGAAUGAAAUUUACGAAUCACAACAUAUUACAGCAACAUAACACAACCCAACCCA